AGAAUAAAUAUACUGUCUGGAUCGUUCACAUGUACAUAUUGAAAUGUGAAUAGAAUGCGAUAAUUCUUUUUUUUUUAAAAAAAACAACAUUAUUGAACAAUGUCUAAUAGUACAUUUAUUGAUUUUGGACAACCAAUGACAGGGAUCUUAGCAAUUUAUUCAAUAUCUAUCAUUAUAUUUGGAUCAUUAGGAAAUAUUUUAAUCUUAUUAACAAUAUCGCAUAAAAAUUAUCUGUUACAGUAUGAAAAUGGUCGAUCUGUUGACAGUUCUUUUAAUAGUAGUAUAUACAUAAUUAAAGGAAUAAUUUGUAUAAAAUCUUGUAAACGAUCUGAAUUAUUAUUGAUUCUACUUACAUACACUGAUUUUAUUUGUUUAUGGAUACUAGUACUACGUUAUGCCAUACAUCUGACUACAGAUCAGGAUAUACGAACAAUCACUUUGGCAGGAUGUCUACUGCAUACGUAUUUAUCAAUGGUUGGCAGUAAUUUAAGUGUUGGUCUGUUGGGCAUCUUUUCUGUUCAACGGGCUAUCGCUAUAAUCUGGCCAAUGAUCUCGAAGAAAUGGUUAACACGAAAAUGCUUGUAUAUAUGUAUGAUAAUAACUUUAUUGAUUAUUCUUAUUAAACACCUGCCUGUGUUUAUUUUAUUAAAUAUAAGACAACUCGCACCAAGUUUAUAUGUAUGCGAUAUAAACUACAAGGAUGAUGAUAAUAAAACUAAAUUUAAAUACUACUAUUAUAUAGAAUUCAGUACGCAUAUAGUACUCGGUUAUGUUAUUCUAAUUAUAUCAAAUAUCAGCCUGUUUAUUUGUUUAAAUAUUCAAAAACGCAACAAAGUAGCUAAUAUUACAACAGGAAAUGAUACAACAACAACACAAAAGUUGAAUAGAAUUCGUUAUAUGAAUUCUGCACGUUUAGUAUUGGCAUUAAGUUUCUAUCAAGUGAUAAGCUCGAUACCAUUUUUUGUAUUAGUUGAAUUACCCAGCGUGUCUGGUAGUCAAAUAAUACCAGAUAAAAAAAGAUGGUUAGCUUAUUAUAUCACAACUUUAUUGUUGUUUACAAAUAAUUCAUAUAAUUUUUUUAUAACUGUAUAUGUUAGCCAGCAUUUUCGUAAAUCAACAAAACUUAUGCUUUUACAUACAUGGAAUAGUUUAAAGUGUAAAAAGUGAAUACCCAGUAUAUAUUGUGUGUAAAUAAUUCUUACUUUCAUGUUAUGUUGUUCACCUGAAUCCACUUGUAUGCCUAUGAUUUGAUGGUGUUACGAGGAGGCGGUUACAACUAGAAUCAACAUUAUCAGCAGUCAUUGGCUGAUGAGGUGUUUGAUUUAUAUUGUUGCGUGGAUGUGAUAAUGUUAUUGGAUAAUUAUUUCAUUAUGGAGAAAAUUUAUUUUGAUAAAGUUACACAGUGUUAUAGAGUAAUAUUUACUGAUGACAAUGUUUUGAGCACAAUUUAUUGCUUAUAAUCAUAUCAGGCUAUUGGAUAAUCUUUUACUUGAACCUUAUGCAAUCAGAUGUCCUACCUUAUAUAAUCAAUCACAUUAUUUUGUUUAAUCAGUUACUUAGCG
Molecule: messenger RNA, 1562 nt
Organism: Trichobilharzia szidati
Lineage: Eukaryota; Metazoa; Platyhelminthes; Trematoda; Strigeidida; Schistosomatidae
Source: the annotation of a GenBank genome assembly